CUUGCCACAUCCUUUAGCCUUGAGACAUGCAGACUGAUGAUCAAUAUAUUGGACAGGGACCUGUCCUGCACUAUGGGCUUUAAUGAGUUCAAGGACCUGUGGCAGGCUCUGAAUGGGUGGAGGGGGACCUUCGCAUCCUUUGCCCGGGACCAGAGUGGGACAAUAGAGGGCCAUGAGUUGCAGCAGGCCAUCAACUCCAUGGGUUACAAUCUGAGCCCUCAGGCUAUGAACUGCAUCAUGAAGCGCUACAGUCUGAACGGCAGAAUCCCCUUUGAUGAGUUUGUGAGCUGCGCUGUGAGGCUCCGCGCCCUCACCGAUCAAUUUCGAAGGAGGGACACAACCCAAACUGGCAACGCCUCAUUUCAGUAUGACGAUUUUAUCCAGAUCACCAUGAGCAUUUGAAGAGGACAGCACUAAACAGAGGGACAACCACCACUUUUUAAAAUCUUAUAUUAAUGGCAUUUUCUUCACAUGUAUUUUUACACACAUUAUUUUACAAAAUGUCACUGAAACAUUCCAUUUUACCAAAAACCUUUUGUAAAGUAAUGCAUAGUGUUAAAGUUAAGAACAAAUAACCUCGGUGUGUGCUAGUGUCAUUUGAAUGCCUGUAUACUGGAGCUUAUUAGUGUCACUCUUACAUCUGCAUGGGCUCUUACCACUAGAGUAAUGAUAUAAACAUGCAGGCUGGUCAGUGGCAUGCGAACAUUAA
Messenger RNA from Pelmatolapia mariae (spotted tilapia), 709 nucleotides. Its product is annotated as sorcin-like. Lineage: Eukaryota; Metazoa; Chordata; Actinopteri; Cichliformes; Cichlidae. The annotation marks the transcript as partial. Gene Ontology annotation, molecular function: calcium ion binding. The transcript has 5 exons. The record is from RefSeq and is a predicted model, not a curated record.